This is a messenger RNA of Ectocarpus sp. CCAP 1310/34, 3011 nucleotides long. The record is from the annotation of a GenBank genome assembly. NCBI's taxonomy places the organism in Eukaryota, Phaeophyceae, Ectocarpales, Ectocarpaceae.
AUGUACGAGGCAGACCUAGGUCGGGUCAUGUCUGGAGCGGAGAAGGCUCCUACGGUGGCGGAGGAUGCCGACGCCGCAGCGACCGCGACGUACGAGAGGAAGCUACAAAAGUUCCAAGAAAAGAAUGGCAAACUCUACACGCGGCUUCUGCUGGCUACGUCGGACUGCCCGGAAGGAUACUCGAGCCCGGCUUCGCAGGUAGUGCAGUCGUUUGGGCCUGUCGGGGACGAGGAGUUCGGUGACGGUCGAAGUGCUUUUGUAGCGCUCGAGCAAAAGUACCGUGUCGAUGGGACUUUCAGAAUGCAGCAGCUACACGAUGAGUUGGCCGCCGUCGCGGUCACCGCUGCUGACAAGUACGAUCCGGCUCGCGCAAUCCAACAAUUGCGCCGCAUCUUUCACGAACUCGGCAAACUCGGAGACACAGUCGUGAAACAACGGCAAGCACAUGCCAUCCUAAAGGCCCUGCCCGACAAGCAAUACGGCUCGUUCAAGACUGUACUGUUGGUAGAGUCGCCCACUGUUGGUAGCGGUGCGCUAGGCUUCGACGAUAUCGCACGUCGUGCCACACUCUACUACGCAAUGCCAAUUCGCGGAAGAGUGCUCGACCAAGACGAUGGGUCGGGCAGCCACGGCCGUGCGUUGAACACUGUCACGCACGGAGGGGCACGUGGCUUCCGCAAGCACGGCGGCCGUGGUGGUCGUGGUGGUCGCCGAGGAAAUGGCGGCAGAACUACAAACGGUUCGACGAACGGCUCGUCGAAUGGGAACUACAGCAGCGGCGGCGGAUCGGCCGGCAACGCUGGAGGCGGCAGCGCGGGAAAUGCGCAAGGUGCUCGCGGGAAUUAUCGCGGCAACAACGCCUCCGGUGGCCGAGAGCACGGGUGGCACAACUGCCCGCUCCGCCUGAGGCACGAGGCGGAGGAAGCCACUGAACAGGCUGAUACUCACCACACUCAAGACUCCACCACUCAGGCAUGGUUCACGCGGGUGGAGACUGAAGGCGAUGUGCUGGAGGACUACGCCAUCUCUUUCGGAAAAGACGUGCAGGUGCAGGAUGCGCCUGCUGCGGCGCAGCCAGAGGAGCGCGCUGCUGGUGACACGCUGGUGCAAGACGCGCCGGUGCCGACGCUGCAGGAUGAACGCGUUGUGUAUGACCCGCAGACGGAGGAGGCGCCUGAGGACACCGAGCUCGUUGCGUUCAGCAGCGUGUUUCAGGUGGACAAAGAGAAACCGCAGGUCGUUGAUGAUUCCGCCUGCUACAUUGAUUCCGCCGCGUCCAGCCACAUGGUGGAUGAGCAGUCUCGCUUGUCCCAUCACGUCCUCAAUCCGGUAGAUUGCGCUGUGCGCAUUAUCGGGUCGUGUGGCACAUCCGACGCAACCAAGAAAGGUACCCUGAAGUUUGGGGUGCGCAAUGAUCAAGACCAAGUCGUGCGAGUAGCUCUGGAGGUUCUGCUGGUUCGGGGCCUUGGAGCGAACAUACUUUCGGUUGGAGCGCUGGCCGAGAAGGGGGUGAUGUGUGAUCUGAUGUCUACCCCGCCUGCGCUUCGCAUGGGCAGCCAGGUCUUUCCGAUCUCGACCGCAGUGCCUCGCAUGUGCGUGCUGAAUGUCAUCAUCGACGACGUCAACCUGGGCGCUGUAGAAGUAAAUCGCACGAAGGUAGACGCUCACCUGUGGCACCGGAGGAUGGGCCACUGCAACUCGCGAGCGCUGCAGCAGCUGGCGGACAAGGACACUACCGGAAUCAGGUUCAAUCGCAACAUCGAACCAGGUGACUGCGGUGUUUGUGCGGUUGGUGACAGUAAGAAGGGCAGCCACCCCCCGUCUAACCGUCCCCUCUCGGAGACUCGGCUGGAAAUUCUAAAUGCCGAUACGUGGGGGAAACAUCCUAUUGCUACAUACGGGGGUUGCCAGAGUGCCGUGAUGUUUACUGAUGACGCUACUCGCAUGAGGUUCGGCUACCUACUCAAGACGAAAGACGAAACGGCCGAAGCUCUUCAAACUCUGGUUCGGGACGAGGCCGACCCGCUUGGUCAGAGCAUCGGCACGGUGCACUGCGACGGGGGAGCGGAGUAUUUGGGCAAGUUUCUGGCGCUAUGUAAGUCGCUCGGAAUCAAGCUCACGAAUAGCCCCCCCUUUGUCCCGCAAGGGAACCCCAUCUCCGAGCGUGGAUUUCGUACCAUCAUCGGCACUGCCCGCAAGCUUCUCUUGGGAGCACCGCACCUUCCUCAACAGCUGUGGGGGGAGGCUUUCAUGACUGCAAUCUACCUCAAGAAUCGGACCCCGACCGAAGUCCUGGGCGGCAAGGCACCACUCGAGGUAUGGGAGGGGAAGCCGCUCGGAAAGAUGCUUCACAUCCACGAGUGGGGGUCGCUGGCUUUUAAGCACGAAGAGGUACGCGCCCGGUCGAACAAGUUGGCGGCCAGGGCCAAGAAAAUGUACCUAGUAGGCUACAACUCCAAGGGUAGGUCGUAUCGACUUUGGGACCCUUCGGAGCCUCUCAAAAUCACCAACUCCGUGGAGGUAUCGUUCCGUGAGAAGGAGAUGCGCGACGUGAUCAAGCCCAAACUAGGGCAAGAUCCUCUCCCCGCGCCUAACUCAACAUUCUAUCGGCCUGGUCUGGUAGACUCUAUCGAAGAAGAAGAAGAAAAUAACGAAGAAUCAUCCGACGAAUCGGAGCCGGAAGCACCGGCACCUCGCCGCAGCAGCAGGAACUCCGUGGCGCCGCAACGGUUGAAUCUGUUUACGAAAGAACAGGCGUACGAGAGGACCGAACAUGCUAUGGUGACUGGAAGUGACUUCGGCAACCUCGGGAGAGGCAGUCCCGGGGAGGUGGGCUACAUGCCUGCCGAUCCUGCCACCUACGAUGAAGCGAUGAGUGGACCGGAGAGCGAGCAUGAACGAUGAAGAGCAGUCGCUCUACGACCACGACGUGUUCGACUGGGUGCUUCCGCCCGAAGACGCCCAACUUCUUCCGACUAGGUUCCACUACAGGUGGAAGUACAACCAAGAAC